AUGAGCUCGGACUCGGAUCCACCACUUGUUUCUCUUGUCAGAGAUAGGGGCAAAAGAGCUAUUGACAUCGAUCCUAGUGAUGUGCCUCGAGGUUCUAGAGGCAGGCCUUCGAUAAGACGUCAAGAUGAUACGAGAGCAGACUCCCAAGAAACAAGAAAGCAGAGCCAACAGCUAAGGGCCCAAAAUAAUGUAUCUGGAGUUAUUGAACCUGGUGGUGAUCGAGGUUACACCUUUGCCCAAUUCGGGAAGGCGAAACCACCAACUUAUGAUGGACAAACCGAUCCUCUUAUGGCAUUUGCGGGGAAUUUCGUGGCCGAUGAGAAGGACAAAGCGGAGCACUUUCAAAGGGGAUUACGACCGGAGAUUCGUUUUGAACUCGCGUCUCUCCUACUGACAACUUAUGAGGACGUGCUGGAACGAGCGAUCGGGAUUGAGCAAGAGAUCUUGGAGAGCGGCAUCGCGGGUGCUCCUCAACAUAAGAGGCACAAGGCUAGAAAUUUUCAAGAAAGUCAUCUAAGUGAGGGUAACAAGCAAAGGGGCUUUAGCGGGAUCGAGAAGGCAAAGAGUCGAGCUAUUCUUAAGCCUAGCACUACUUGUGGGAAACUUCAUAGUGGUCAAUGUUAUUGGAAGACUGGAGUUUGCUUUUUAUGUGGAAAGGCGGGAUAUAUACGACAAACCUGUCCUAUGCAAAGGAAGGCUCCAGCAGAUAACAGAUCUUGUUUUGUAUGUGGACGACCCGGACACCUAGCACGCACUUGCCCUAUGCGGAAAAAUGCACCUCCGGUUGAUAGACCACAAGAGAAUCAACAAAGGCAAAGGACAGCUGGGAAGGUCUUUACGAUGACAGAGGAGGAUGCAGCGGCGUCUAAUGCGGUUGUGACAGGUGAUGUUUCUAUUGCCUCACGAUAUGCUUACGCCUUAUUUGGUCCCGGUGCAACACAUUCUUUUGUUUCCAUGAAAUUCGCUAAGAAACUCGAUGUGCCACCUAAGUCGCUUGAUGGUGAUUUGCGUGUGGAUACUCCCACCGGGGAUUUUUUUAAUGCCGAUCGUGUAUAUAAGAGAUGGUUGAUUUCGGUUUUGCAAGCAAGAAAGCUUUUGAAGAAGGGUUGUCAUGGUUAUUUGGCUUAUGUGAGAGAUACAAAUAAGGAUGUGGUAAAGCUGGAAAAUGUUUCCGUUGUUCGAGAUUUUCCAGAUGUAUUUCCCGAAGACUUGCCUGAUUUGCCUCUUGAUAGAGAGAUUGAAUUUUUCAUCGAUCCGAUGCCCGGCACUACACCCAUUUCUAAGGCACCGUAUCGAAUGGCACCAACUGAAUUAAGAGAGUUGAAAACACAGCUGCAAGAACUCCCGGAUAAGGGAUUCAUCCGGCCUAGUGUUUCACCUUGGGGAGCUCCCGUAUUGUUCGUGAAAAAGAAAGACAAUAGUAUGAGGCUAUGCAUAGACUACCCUGCUGUUCCGCUGCUUCCGGCCACCGUCCGCCGCCCCCAGCUGGUCCUGAAGGUCUUCCUCGACCUGUAG
Rhodamnia argentea is the source of this 1515-nucleotide messenger RNA. RefSeq lists its product as uncharacterized. Lineage: Eukaryota; Viridiplantae; Streptophyta; Magnoliopsida; Myrtales; Myrtaceae. The transcript has 4 exons. The record is from RefSeq and is a predicted model, not a curated record. Gene Ontology annotation, molecular function: nucleic acid binding; zinc ion binding. Bases 1 to 1515 code for a protein of 504 amino acids.